Carassius auratus (goldfish) is the source of this 2679-nucleotide messenger RNA. RefSeq names its product transmembrane and coiled-coil domains 3 (gene slc9d1). Bases 155 to 2149 code for a protein of 664 amino acids. Gene Ontology annotation, cellular component: membrane. Gene Ontology annotation, molecular function: potassium:proton antiporter activity. The transcript is spliced from 13 exons. Gene Ontology annotation, biological process: proton transmembrane transport; potassium ion transmembrane transport. The record is from RefSeq and is a predicted model, not a curated record. NCBI's taxonomy places the organism in Eukaryota, Metazoa, Chordata, Actinopteri, Cypriniformes, Cyprinidae.
AGCCUUAUGUCGUUUUAAGAGCCUCCUGAGGUCGGUGUGCGCGCGCAGCGCUCGCUCUUAGUAUGUGGCGUCACAAGAGCCCGAUUGUUUCCUUCAUUCACUGACGAGUUCCUCCAGUUAACAGCAGUUUACUUACCAGAGUGUCCAUGGGAUCAUGCUAGCUCUCUUUGCAAUGCUGUGUCUGGGCCUGGGGGUGGCACUGCAGGCGAAUCAGCAGGUCCACAAAGUGCAUUCGGGCAUCCAGGGUCACCAGUGGGUGAUGGAGAACUGCAGGCGGCUCUCUACCCUGCUGAGGCAGAAGCAGACGGCCGUCCGGAAACUGAGUGCGGCCGGCGUGGCCCUGGAGCGGAAUAAGAUGCUAGCACCGCCGGAGAAGCUGUUCCGCAUUCACACACUGGAGGUGUUUCAGCGCGAGCUGAAUGAGAGCGAGCGCUCACUCUUCCAGGCCGUGGAGGGGCUGCAGCGCGUGCUGAAGGGGAACCUCAGAGACGUGGUCAACAUGAAGGACAGCAGCCGGCAGAGACUGCAGGCGCUCAGGGAAGCUGCCAUCAAGGAGGAGCAGGAGUACAUGGAGCUGGUGGCAGCAGAGAAACACCAGCAGGAGGCGCUAAAAGUGGCACAGGAUCGGAAUAAAACCCUGUCCAUGCUGGAUGAGAUCCUGGAGGAUGUGAGGAAGGCCGCAGACCGUCUGGAAGAGGACAUCGAAGAACACGCCUUCGACAACAACAAACAGAUGAAGGGUGUGAAUGUCGAGGCCGUCCUGAGAGUACAGGAGGAUGAGGAGGAUGGUAAGAGGAAGAAUGAGUCAAGACAGGUGGACAAAGGCAAUUUGGGGCUCAGCAUGCUGAUCGACUCCCAAAACAACCAGUAUGUGCUGACCAAACCACGAGACUCCACCAUGCCCCGUGCCGACCACCACUUCAUCAAGGAUCUGGUGUGUGUGGUCAUGUUGUCUCUACCAUGUGGGUGGCUCUGUACGCUGAUGGGGUUGCCGCCCAUGUUUGGUUAUAUCAUCUGUGGGGUUCUUCUCGGCCCAUCAGGACUCAACAGCAUCAAAUCUAUGGUUCAGGUGGAGACAUUAGGGGAGCUGGGUGUGUUCUUCACUCUUUUUGUGGUUGGUCUGGAGUUUUCACCCGAACGCCUCCAUAAGGUGUGGAAGAUCUCGCUGCAGGGCUCUGUAAAUCUGAGUCUGCUGAUGGUGGCUGCUGGACUGGUCUGGGGUCAGUUGCUCGGCCUUCAUCCCACACAGACCGUCUUCAUCUCCAGCUGUCUAUCGCUCUCCAGCACUCCGCUGGUGUCUCGCUUCCUGGCUGGAGGAUCCAGAGGAGAAUCAAAAGAGGGUGAGCUGGACUACAGCAGUGUUUUGCUGGGCAUGCUUGUCAUGCAGGAUGUGCAGCUUGGCCUGUUCAUCGCUGUGAUGCCCACAUUAAUUCAAGGAGGAAAUGGAGACACGGAAAGUGUGCUGAUGGGAGCGCUACAUGUGUUCGUUCUGCUGGCUCGGGUUCUGGUGUCUCUGGUGGCUGUGCUGCUGUUGUGUUGGUUGCUGCGCUCUCAUCUGGUUGGUCCGUUCUACAGGAAGCUGCAUACGGAGAGCAAAGGAAACAAGGAAAUACUAGUGCUGGGCACCAGUGCAUUCGUGUUCCUGAUGCUGACGGUGACCGAAUUCAUGGACGUGUCGAUGGAGUUGGGCUGCUUUCUGGCAGGAGCGCUGCUGUCCUCACAAGGUCACAUGGUCACCACUGAAGUCAUGAGCUGUGCUGAACCAAUCAGAGACUUCCUGGCCAUCAUCUUCUUUGCAUCUAUUGGGCUGCACGUGUUCCCGACCUUUGUCCUGUAUGAGCUCACCAUCCUGUUGGUCUUAACCUUCUCACUAGUCAUUAUGAAGUUCAUAAUGGCGGUUCUUGUUCUGUCGGCUAUCCUUCCUCCGGGAUCGCGUCACAUCCGCUGGCUGGUGUCAGCUGGACUGGCGCAGGUCAGUGAAUUCUCCUUCGUCCUGGGCAGUCGUGCGCGUCGAGCCGGGAUCAUCUCUAGAGAGGUGUAUCUGUUGGUUCUCAGCGUCACCACAUUAAGUCUCCUCCUUGCUCCGGUGUUAUGGAGAGCUGCUACGCUCAAAUGCAUCCCGCGAGCUGAAAGGAAACCACUCAACUGAACCAAUGCCACAUGCGGAUGAACUGUGUUACAAUGACACAUCUCACAUUAAUGCAUCAUAUUGAUGACAGAUUGUAAGAAACAGAAGGGCAGAGCAUUAAUAUAUGAAAUAUUUUCACGGUAGUGAAAGAAAAGGAAACAGCUUGCAAAAAAAAGACUCCAGCUUUUAUAACAUCAUCAUGUGUUAUAAUGUUAUAUAUGACCAGAUGUUAUUUAUUUGUGUAAGAUGUGCCUUGAAUGGAGCAGAUGUCAGCAGACAAGCCAAAUAAUGCACCUUUUAUGAAGAUGAGCAGCUUUUGCACUGCAGAUUUUGGUACAUGCAGAGUUUACUGAUGAUGAUUCACAGCACUAAAGAACUAAAGAUUGACUAUUCAUUCAUGAUUCAUGCUGAAGUUGAAUUCUAAGCACAAGGUGGCAGUUCUUCAUCGAGAUGACAGGUUAAAUUAAUCAUAGAUUCCAAGAAUAUUCAGAAUCAUUUCUCUGGACAUGUAAUUCUCAAUUGGGUCAAAAAAUACAAUAAAAAAAUACACU